Molecule: messenger RNA, 2191 nt
Organism: Pelmatolapia mariae (spotted tilapia)
Lineage: Eukaryota; Metazoa; Chordata; Actinopteri; Cichliformes; Cichlidae
Gene: dnase2
Product: deoxyribonuclease II, lysosomal
Exons: 7
Coding region: 150-1274 (374 amino acids)
Biological process (GO): apoptotic DNA fragmentation
Molecular function (GO): deoxyribonuclease II activity
Source: RefSeq, a predicted model, not a curated record
AUCAAAACAACCAGUCCCUGUAGGAAACACUUGUAGGCUGGGAUGCACUCGAAGAAGACGAAACUUGAGGCCACAGCCGAUCUUCGUGCAGCAAAAUAAAAUAAGACUUUAUUGAGAACAUACGUGAGGGCAAACAGACAGAGCUAAAGAUGCUUCUGUUCCUGUCCGUGCUGAUCCUCUACGUGCCGUUAGAGGGCAGCAGCUCACCAAUCAGUUGCUACAAUGACCAAGGAGAUGCAGUUGAUUGGUUCUAUAUAUACAAACUUCCCAAAGAGCAUGGCAGUAAGUCUCCUGAACAAGGUGAGAUGUAUUUGCUUUUGGACCAAGGGAGUGAAGGAUGGACUGAAGGGAAGGGGACAGUGAAUGACACCACGAGCGCCCUGGGCAGGACGGUCGGACAGCUGUACACGCAGGGGAAGAAUACAGACAUUGCAUACAUCCUUUACAAUGACCAGAAGCCACAUGAGGACUCGUCUGGUGACAGAUGGGUUCAUAACAGUGAGAGCAGAGGGGGUCACACGAAAGGUGUUGUGCUGCUGGAUAAAAAUCAGGGUUUCUGGUUGGUCCACAGCACCCCUCAGUUUCCUCCUGUUCAACAGGCAGGGGAGUAUUAUUACCCCAGCAGCGGGGAGAAUAAUGGGCAAAACUUCAUCUGCGUUACAUACCCGCUCGACCAUUUCCAGACCAUCGGAGAACAGCUGGAGAUCAAUCAGCCUAAUGUGUAUGACUGCAGCAUCCCAGAGUCCUUGGCAUCCCAGGUGCCUUCGCUCGCUGCUCUUUGUGACAAAAGAAAUCGGAAAUAUGAAUUCUUUCCACAUGCCAAACCUGUGUCCAAUCGCAGUGUGACACUCACCUCAAAGGGUGGGACAAACUUCAUCAGCUUUGCCAAAGGAGCCUCUUUUGACAACGAUCUGUAUCAUGCGUGGGUGGCCCCAACCCUCCAGUCAGACCUCUUGGUCCAGUUCUGGAUUCGCUCCACGGGCAUCCUUCCUUCCGACUGCUCGGACGACUGGAAGGUCCUGAACAUCAAGCUCCUCAACCCUGGGCAGACGUUCUCCUUCAAGACCAGCCAGGACCACUCCAAAUGGGCGGUGAGCCCCAGUGAGACUGGGGCUGGUGGAGGCUGGGUGUGUGUUGGGGACAUAAACCGAGAUGAGGCUGAGGAGAAGCGGGGUGGAGGCACAGUGUGUCAUCGUGAUCCGGUGGUGUGGAAGGCUUACCGAACAGCGGCCUUGGACUGUGAGGACUGUCAAGGAGAAACAGUCCAGUGCUGAGAGUCUGGAGGAGCCAGAUGUGUCAACUUGGACAUGAUGAGUCAUGAGGGUGAAAAAAUAUAACGUGAACAGGGUUUUAUGUGGAUUUAUUUGUUACAGAUUUCUGUUCACAUCUAGUGAAAUCUGCCAAUAAAGAUGCCAAUAAACAGCAAUGCAAUAUUUCAAUCUUGAAAGUCCAUAGAGUCUCAUCUUCAAAUAAUUACUAUUUAACAGUAAAUAGUAAUGACUUUCAAGUAUGUGCAGGUGUUAUUGUUUAUUUCAGAUUUGAUUCGUAGUGACCAAAAAACCAAACAUCUGCAUCUAAUUUAGGUGUAACUAGAAGUCGUGAGAUUACACAUUAAAGCCAGUCAUCACUCACACCUACUAGAGAAGUAGACAUAUAAUUCAAAUGAAAUGAUCGACUCGUCCAACUUUAGCUAAAAUAUAAAAUUUCCAUCAGCCACAGACACUCAUUGGGAACAUUUUACGUGUUCCUCUGUUAAGUAUGAUUUCAUGUGGUUUUUAAGGGUUAUUGAGUUGUUCUCUUUAUAAUUUUAGAUUUUCUGGAGUUGGAGAAGUAGCUGGAAUAGUUAUGAGUAAUGUUCAUUUUUUAAAAGACAAAAACCUCAAAAGUGGCACUUUAGUGGUUCAAGCAUCUUUAUAACCACUGGGUACUGUUUUCAGAGAAACUGAAGAGACACUGGUGCGAACGGGAUGAGUGCCAUUUCACUCACUGACAUUUUCUGCUUUUAAACAUUAGCUCGUUUAUUCUCAGGGAGAAUUCCAAGCCUGCUGGUUAAUUCUUUUUAAUCAAAUGUGGGAAUGAUUGUGCUUAAUAACAAUCUGUCACUGAUGAUAAAUUACAGACACUUGAAUCAUUAACCAGGCUUGUAUGAGUGUGUAUGCAUCUCCAGCAUGUGCUUUAGAUUUGAUACUUU